Messenger RNA from Schistosoma haematobium, 7444 nucleotides. RefSeq names its product cop9 signalosome complex subunit (gene GPS1). Bases 230 to 2011 code for a protein of 593 amino acids. NCBI's taxonomy places the organism in Eukaryota, Metazoa, Platyhelminthes, Trematoda, Strigeidida, Schistosomatidae. Gene Ontology annotation, cellular component: COP9 signalosome. The record is from RefSeq and is a predicted model, not a curated record. The transcript is spliced from 11 exons.
CUUCCAAAGGGAUGAGAAUUAGUGCAGUCGAAUGAUUAGACUUUCGCUCACUGGUCACUACCAGAUACCUGAACCGUACUGAAACAAUAAGAAGCGACAGCAGAGAAGUCCAUUGUUUAUACUAGCUUAUGACAAACGUAUUGGAUAUUGGAAUUUGCUGCGAAGAUCGAUUGAAUUGAGCGGGGUUUACCAAAGUGACGGUGCUAAACCGUACUGAUCAGUCUCAAUCAUGCUUCACUUGGAUCCUACCCUUUUUGAAGAUGUUCCACCCUCUUCUAAUGCUUCAACAGAAUACGAGACAGUGGAUGAUGAAGUUCAGAUUGACUUGGGAAAUUAUAUUUCGAACUACCAGGGAUACAUAUACUACCAGCGCCUCUUUUUUAUUGCUCAGCGGUGCCCUUCUUUGCGUGUUGUAGCACUGCGCCUUGCACAUGAUUACAUCAAAAAAUCUACAUUGGACACCUCCGCAUACAACAAAAUAUUUUUGAUGUUAGCCGAGCAGACAAACUUUUCUGUAGCUGACUCAUCAGCAUCCGGUGAGACUUCUAGGCAACAACAGCAGUCGGCUUUCUCGAUGCGCCUUAUCACAAACAAUCACCUUUCAGAUGGCUUGUCUUUAUCUAAUCCAAGUGAAUUAGGAGUGCUGGGUUCCUCUCUUACGGAAGCUUCCAGAAAUAUUUUAACUGGGGUCAUGUCCGGAAAAAACGAAGCCAAUUUGGUUUACGACGCGAAAUGGGAAGAGUCUACAAGGCGGAAAGGUGUUAUGCUUUUGGAACAGUUAGAUACAGAAUUAAAAAAUCACAAGGCAAAUUCAAUUAAAGAAAGCAUACGUCGUGGUUCUGAUGAUCUUGGUGAUUUGUAUUUACAGUUAGGACAAUUGAGCAAUGCGAAUAAAUGUUUUGCUCGUUCCCGAGAUUAUUGUACAUCUCAACAACAAGAACUGAGUAUGUGUUUAAAUGUUAUUAAGGUGGCUAUAUUUCAACGUGCUUGGUCUCAUGUUAGUGCACAUGUUACUCGAGCCAGCAGUUUAUCUGAACUACGUGAUACUGCCCCAUUAUUAGGUGCAAAUGCAGCCGAAUUAAAUGCUCAACAACGAAGCCGUACUGAAGCCCUAGCUCGUUUGGGUACAACGCGUACAACAACUGCUGGCACAUCCGGUGAAUCUUCCACACGUGGCUCUUCUAGUUUAAUAGACCCUUCAAGCCGCAUUUCAUCUCGACACCCUGGUGAUAGUAUUGGAGGUCAUAUUCCUACAUCAGGUGGUCAAAGUUAUCGUGAUGCCUUAGCUCAAGCCCGAACUCAGCUAGCUAUUGCUGCUGGACUAGUUGAAUUAGCUUCUCGUAACUACAGAGGUGCUGCAAUGAAUUUCCUUCAAGUUAAUCAUGAUCAUUGUGAAUCACCUACUAGUCGGAUUGUAACUAUAUCAGAUUUAGCAUUUUUCAUUACAUUAUGCAGUUUGGCUACAUUUGAACGUACUGAAUUAGCAACAUUAGUUCUUGGGAAUGCAUCGUUGAGAUUACUUUUGGAAGCAGAACCUGCUUGUCGUGACAUGUUACAGUCGUUCCAUCAAGCAGAUUACGCAUCUUGUUUGGGGCGAUUAAAUAAACUACGAAAUAUUCUACGGUUAGAUAUAUUUUUGUCUGAUCAUGUAUCUGCAUUAUGUCGAGAGAUUCGAUCACGUGCACUUUGUCAGUAUUUCAGUCCGUAUUCAUCAGCUGAUUUAAAUUUGAUGGCUAAAGCAUUUGAUACAAAUGUAGCUAAUCUAGAAAAUGAAUUAGCAGUACUUAUCCAAGAUGGAAGUAUUAAAGCUCGUAUUGAUUCACAUAAACAGCUUCUUCGUGUUCUUGACGUGGAUCAGCGAUGUCUAACGUUUGCUCGAGCUGUACGACUUGUUGAUGAGUAUAAAAAUCGUACACAUUCACUGAUACUUCGAAUGGCAUUAGCACGUCAGAAGCUUACUGUUAAGUCGACCAGAGAUGAUAUUGAUCCAAUGUAUCAUUACAUGUCAUAAAAUAACCAGUCUUUGGAUUAAUGAUAAUAACUGCUUAUAAAAUAAUCAUAGUAGUAUGGUAUUAUGAAGCUAUUCAAAUUUCUGUGAUGGGUCAAAACUGUCUGAGAACUUUCAAUUAAUGGAAGAGAACACACACCAACCUGCUUUUACAACAGAUUUACAAUAUCCUCCAUAUUUGAAAAAGACUGUAGAAAUAUUGUCCUGUUUUUUUUCACAUAGAACUGUUAAUUUACGCCUAAACACAAAUGCUUACUGCUUCUACCAUAAGUCAUCCUCUUUUACUUCAGUGACACGUGACUAAUUCAUUUGUACUUAUUUUUCACGUUGAAUAUUCUUUAAAGCUAUCAACUUAUCCCCUCCCGUCACAAUUCUGUUGGUCCCCAGUUUUCAUGUUCACGAACUAUCAAAUGUACACAACUUCUGCACACCAAGUCGAAAUACUAUCCUUACUUGAAAGCUUAUGAUCGGUAUAGUAUUAUUUGUCGAUAUUUGAUUUUUAGGUUUUAUUAUUGUAUAAAAUGUUGGUGGAAAUUCCGACUGCUUUAUCACUUAGCUUUUGCAGUUUGCAUAUGUGAAAUGAUGUUUGUUUUUGUGUUAGCACUUCUCUGUUAGGUUCGUCAUCUAGAAGUAAGAGGUGAUAUUUGAUUGAAACUUUUAACUCGUGAUCACCGGCAUAUUUUAGUAGCAUGUAAUUUGAUCUGUUGUAUAUCUCUUUUUGAAGUUGAAUAUCAAGAUAAACUAAGUGGAAUUGGAACUACCUAUGGUGUAUCUUUUUAGAUGUUGAAUAUAUAUAUGCCUGAACAGUUUCCUGGGACCUAUUUCAUAAUGGUAUCUGAACUCACGUCAACGGGGAGAGUCUCAGUUCUAUAUUUAUGGAAGAACUAAUGUUAUUGUUAUCAGAACAUGAUAUUGAUACAAUUAGGAGCAGUAACAGAAAUUACAGGGUUAGUAAACACUAAAAGGCAUCAGUAGUUUAGAUUUGAACGGUUGGUGAAGAAAGAUAAGUAGUAGUUAGACUUCAGCACGAUAACGAGAAAACGAAAACGGAUUUGCCCAUCGUUUGUGGAGACUGUGUCUAGUAACAUUAUCUAUGACGCGUGGUAGUAAUUCGUUGUUUGUGUCGAUUUAACUACGCUGCACAUCCAAUUCGAUUAAUUUCUGAAACCCAAUAACAGUGUUUGAAUUCAUAUUUUCGCUUAUUAUGCUAGAACAAAACGUAUAACCCAGUUGACCGAACUGAAGUAAAUAAAUCAGGCUAAAGAUAACUGAAGUUGGAUAUCUAAAGCACUUAUUAACACCACGUUGGAAGGCUUGCGAUAGCGGACAUAUCACUGAACUAACUAUUAUCAUAACACUUGGUUAUUAGUUUAUUUGGUUUCGUGCUAUUUCCUGCUGUCCACUGUCCAACCAAGGUCUGGAUAAAGUAAUGUUGUAACACAUUUUCAAUGGGAUCCGUUUGACUAAACUAGCAUCUAGUCUUAGUUUUCGUAGUCAUUCGACUAAUGGCCAGUGAACCAGUAGAUGCAUCGACCAAACCAUCUACUUUUCGCCAGAACGCAAGCAUAAUAUACUGUUCUUUUACUUACUGUAAAGGUUGUAUGUAAAUUUUCUUUGAGACUUACGGGGUUAUUUGACUUUGAAGAGAUUCCUAAACAAAUAUGCUACGUAUUCAUAUCACCAUUUAAAGUCAUAAUGAGCGGUUUGCGCAAAUGAUGUACGUCUACUGGCCGUCUUCCCAAAUGAGACUGGCAGAACAUCUGGCUGUUUAUUAAACCGUGAGCACACAAUGUAGCAGUCGAGUUCGUCAUUUUACGAUUGUGGCUAUCAAGAAUGGGAAAUCUGCCUUGUGUUUCUAAAAUACCGCUUGUUUACAAUGAAACUACCGGGUCAGUAGUGUUGUAUUUGGAUGAAAGCUGUAAACAAAAUAAGUCUAUGUAGUUCAGAACCUGAAAGGAAUAACGUGGUUGAAAAGUGUAUUUUACUCAACAAGUCACUUCCCAACCCGAUAUCCGAAGUUGUCUGUUAUAAUAAACUGGUAAACGAUUAUGAGUAGAUAGGAGUAAAUGCAGACCAGUGAAAACAUUGGUUGUUACACUGGACAGCAUAGACUUUAGUGAGAUUCAUCGGGUUAAAAGUUACCACUUAAAAGGCUCUGAGGGAUAAUUCUUAAAAUUGAUCACUGGUAAAAUUUACAUAUUUAUCUACUGAUAGAUCUUAACUAUUGUAUUGUCGUACAUCCAUUUUCCCCGUCCAUUAAUACCAUCGUUUAUUUUGAUUGUUCUCUGUCUUUGUUGCUUUUGCGAUUGUGUAAUGCGAAAACUUGGGAUGUUGUAUUUUACAUACGAUUCUAUGUUGUGUCGAUAUCGUAUAAAUGCCUUUUCCAAGGUUAUAUGGGAAAAAUGCAACCUAUUUAGUCAAUUAUGGUUGAUCUGCAGGUACAUGAUUACUGGUAAUCUUGACUGAUGGUCAUUUUUUCAGAUAUUGUGAAAGGUUAACGAGUGUAAACUGUUAUUUUUAGUCAGUUCCCGAAUGAUAUUAUGUCCAAGUGCGAUGUAGAACUCUCGAAUUUAACAACAUUCGUUUUAGUGGAUGUGUUAUGACCCUAAACUCGGCUAGUUGUCACGUGAUUUAUUCGCCAAUCAAAAUACGACUUAAUCAAUCUUAGCACUGUGUCUUUAUUGGUCCUUGUCCUCCUAACCCUGUCGGUUGAGUCCAGAACACCAAUACCUGCUCUCACUAUACGAAUCAUUUAUUUCAAACAUACCUGAUUUAUAUACAAGCCAAACGGAUCACAUCAUACCAUAAAAAGAAAAUAACAUUUGUACAUAGUCAAGCCCAAAAGUGGCUGUGACUUUGGCAGACGGUAAUUAAUAAUGUGAACAUAACUUGAGAACAGUAAAUCGUAUAAUAAUAAUCUAUAGAUCAAAAUGAAGCUUAUAAUAAGAGGAAGAUAGAUAUACAUAAUCCAGUUACUGAAUAGUUAUACAAUAAGAAUAUAUAUAUAAUAUCAGUCCAUUAACAGAUCUCAGGAAUUAUUUGUAGGUUAAUCUUCACUAGGAUAUAACAGUAUAUACUGUCGAGAUGGGUCACAAACUACACUAAAACAACUCGUCGGUGCUCUUGUGUUUCCAACAAUAUUCCAGCUGAUACGAAUCAUAAUUAUAUCUGUCACUUUUAUGCACAGUCGUGCUAAAAUGUAUGUGGUACCAAGAGAUUCAACUAAAAUGGGUAACGUUACUCUAUUGUCAAAAAAUUUUAACUUGUGGGUUAUAUCUGACAUUUAAAUGGAGGUCAAGACAACUGUAGAUUGAUUGAUACUGGUUUGUUCUUACCAAAGUUACUCAGUUUCAAAUACGGUCUACUAUUUCAGAUUAUAUUUAAAUAAAUACAAGCGACUCAGGAAAUAUAAAUGUUAUUAAGCUAAGUGAAGAGAAUUUUCUUUUCGAUAUCAUCAUUUACCUUAUCUGCAAAAUCGUACUUGUGGUUAUUCUUUACAUGCGAUUGUAUGUAAUGAAAUAGAGACGUACUCGAUCAGUCCCUCUUUUGCAGAAUCAGUAUUAUUGACCACUCAUUCUUUAUUCUCGUUAAGUGGACGAUAGUCUUUUACAUCUUUCCUGCAAAUUAUUAUCUAUUAUGUUUAAGUUUUACGCAACUUAUAACCUGGCUUACGUGUGCAUCGAUUCAAGUUUCCACACAUCAUUAGGACAGUGAGAUGAAAUUGUCAAAUCAAAUCCCAUAAUCGUAGAGGUGGUAAUAGUAAUAGAAUAGGCUAAGCAUCAGAAAUACUAUUCAGGAAAAAAGUGAUAUAGAAACUUGGAAGCUUGGGGAAACUGUGGAGUAAAUGAAUCUGUGCCAAUGCGAACUACUUUGAGACAUGUCACUCAAAAUCUCUAACAAUUUGCUAUGACUGCCUCACGAGCCUUCUUGACUUAAAAUCUACAACUUUCCAGCCGUCGAUAACUUUGGUAAGUGGUGCAACACUCAUUUUAUUAUUAAGUUCUAUAUCCGAUAAUUUGAAAAUGUCCAGUUUAUUUUAAUGAAUUUGUUAAAUUACGCUAUUAUCCCUCUGUUUUAUUAUAGGUUAUCGUAUGUAAAAAAUUUUAUGAACAAUUGUACACAUUAAGUAAAUAACAUCAUUAAAAGGAAUUCUUUUUUCACUGAACCAUUUCUAUUUCUUGUUAUAACACUAAUGGGUUUCUUUUCUUGUUUUAGAUGUUGUGUUUAGUUACAAACUUAGAUAUAUUUUAAAAAGAUAUAUUACAAAUCUAAGUAUAUACAUAUUGGUAAAAAUGAUUGAAGUAUUUUAGAUGUUUUAGUUCAUAAGAGGUUUUCUGUUAAUUGGAAAAUAUCGUAUGUUAAAAAAGUGAUUGGAAUCCAGUGACAUUUAUGAUAGUUAAUAUAUUUAUUUGCUUUUAUCUUUUUGGACUCGGGAACUUCAACAUAACAGUAAAAUAUGACGAAAAGCUUGUCAAAAUAUAGAUUACUAUUAAGAUAUACAUUUUAAAUAGUGUACACGUAUUCUUAUUCCUUUUUGAAAUAUUUACAUCCUGUAAUUAUUAUCAACAGCAUUUCCAGACAAUUAUGCCUAAAUUUCCACCACAUAGCAUGUAUAAAAUGUUUUUAAUAUCAUAGGUAAUUUCAAAACCAAAACCUUCACCAACAGCUACAUGCCAUGCUGCUCCAUACUUUUUAUCCAUAGUUUCUUUUACGAAACGAGCUGCUGCCUUAAUAAUUAAGUGGAUGAAGGUAGGAAUUAAAAUAGUGUAUAAACAUUGAAAAGAAAAGUAGCAGAUAAAUUAAAAAUAUUUAAAUUUUUGAGAACUCUUCUACUCUCUCGGUUCAGCAUAACAUGUUUGUUUAGUAAUACUAUGGCAAAAUGGAGAAUUUUACUUAUACUUCGAUCUAAAACUUUUGGUCUGCCAGGAACAAAACGAUGUUGGGGAUCGAAGAGCUUAAAAGAUAGACCACAGUAACAGGUUUAUCUGUGGUAAAAUCUAUGUUCUUCGUUCAGUAAAGCUCACUCUUGUUAGCCAUUUCGUUUACUAGAAAAUAUAAAUUUUAUUACCGGUUAGACUUAGAGUUUUAAUAGGCUAGAAAAACAUCUCAUAUUAUAUAUAAGAAUAGUAGCACUUCACUAGUUAUACAAGUAAGUUGUAACUCAAGUUAUCGGUUAUCUGAUGUGGUAUACUAUAACAUGUUACGUAUUUGUUGGUGGAUAUCAUUAUAAGUUAGAAAGGGAUAAGUGUCAUUGCACGUCGAUUUCAUCCGAAACAGAUAGCGGCAUAUACUAUGCGAGUCAAGUCAAGAAAACCACUGUAUUGCAACCGAAGAUUUAAGAACGUUUCUCGGAUUUUGUUAAGCUACGAAUAUUAGAUAGGGGUAGACGCACCUUCAUCCUAUUGUUUAACCUUGAUCGCUGAGGGUUGAAUAAUU